Benincasa hispida (wax gourd) is the source of this 1232-nucleotide messenger RNA. RefSeq lists its product as uncharacterized. The record is from RefSeq and is a predicted model, not a curated record. Lineage: Eukaryota; Viridiplantae; Streptophyta; Magnoliopsida; Cucurbitales; Cucurbitaceae.
GAAAAAGUACGAAUAUUGAAAGGGAAGGGGUCGGAUGAGGUGAUGUUGUCCAUUCCAUGUGGGGUGUGGAUGGCGUGGUUGGAAGAAGUCAAUGAUGGCAUCUGGCAUUCUGCAAUGCAAUAUAUUGUCAGUGGAAGAAGCAUAAUAAUCCUUUUUUAAAGAGAAUUUGACUUUGCGUUAUUCAAAUGAGGUUUAAUUUACACAGAAAGACGCGUGCACCAAAGCUGUUGCUGUAGCUCCCAUUGCCAGAAAGAAUAAUCAAAAGUUAUUACACCCUUACAAGCAAAGCAAUCUCUAAUCUCUAUCCACCCCCUUGUCCCUUCAGAUGCAUAUCCUCAUUUCAAAAUUUCCAAGUCAAACAGGCCAAUUUAAACAAACAAAUACCCCAACGGGGGGUUAUAUUAUUUGAACUAUAACAAAGAAGCAACAGAAAUUGAUGAUCAUGUUUAAGGCUGAAAAAGGCUCAUAUAUCAUAUAUGAUACAGCAUUCAAUGUUGACCGUCACAAUAUAUUUUGAAUGUAUUAACAGAGGUAAAUCCAAUCCCAGAAAUCAAUUGCUACUGGCUUAUGUGUAUCAGAAAAACAAACAAACAAACGAACAAAGAAAAAGCUAAAACUAAAAAGUAAGGUUGGUUUGGUUUGGUUUUUCGUCAAUAUCAGCAAUGAGGAUGAGAAGAAUCCCUAAAACAGGAGACGGGAAGAUGGUGGUGGUGGUGGUGGUCAUGGUGAAUAAUGCCCUGAAGGGUGCGAAAGUCGUCGACAGGGCAAGGAAUGGAGAUGGGUCCUUUCUGAUCAAAGCCAUACUCGUCCUCGGCCUCCUUCAAGAGCUGGACAAACAAAGGAUGGUUGACAUAAAUAACAGGAAUCACGAACCGCUGUUGCUCUUGGCCAACAAGAAUGGCCAAACAUCCCUUGGGAGUCUCCACCUUGUUCCGAUGGUGGUGAAAGUGAGGGAAAUGAAUGUGGAAAUGGAAAUUCAGAUGGAGGAGGUGCUGAUGAUGCUUGUCACCGCCGCUGCCGCUGCCGAACCCCAUCGGAAGAAGCUGAAGGCAAAGGAAAGUGCUAAAGAGAAAAGGGCCAAGGGUGGUAUGAGGAGAUUGCGAGGGUGAAGAGAGUGAAAGAGGAGCGUGUGAAGGAAGAUGGGAUAUUGCUCAUUGACGCUUCUUCUUCACCCUAGUUAACAUAUACGAUUAAUUACAACGCAGAGGAACGAAGCAUUUAGGAGCUGCGGA